Molecule: messenger RNA, 1822 nt
Organism: Aspergillus welwitschiae
Lineage: Eukaryota; Fungi; Ascomycota; Eurotiomycetes; Eurotiales; Aspergillaceae
Product: putative serine peptidase
Exons: 10
Coding region: 68-1648 (526 amino acids)
Biological process (GO): proteolysis
Molecular function (GO): dipeptidyl-peptidase activity; serine-type exopeptidase activity
Source: RefSeq, a predicted model, not a curated record
GGCCGUUCUCUCGUGCCAGUUUGUCUGUUGUGGUUGUAGGAUCCUCUAUUCCCCUCGACAGCUCACAAUGCGUUCCUUCUCCAUUGUCGCUGCCGCGUCACUGGCGCUCUCUUGGGCGUCUCUGGCCCAGGCUGCUCGCCCCCGUCUUGUGCCCAAGCCUAUCUCUCGGCCAGCUUCGAGUAAGUCGGCUGCGACUACGGGUGAGGCUUAUUUUGAGCAGCUGCUGGACCAUCAUAACCCGGAGAAGGGAACGUUUUCCCAGCGGUACUGGUGGAGUACUGAAUACUGGGGUGGUCCUGGGUCACCGGUGGUCCUCUUUAACCCUGGAGAGGUCUCUGCCGAUGGCUAUGAGGGGUAUCUCACCAAUGAUACUCUCACUGGUGUCUAUGCGCAGGAGAUCCAGGGUGCCGUCAUUCUCAUUGAACACCGCUACUGGGGCGACUCUUCGCCUUAUGAGGUGCUCAAUGCCGAAACACUUCAGUAUCUCACACUGGAUCAGUCCAUUCUGGACAUGACCUACUUCGCCGAGACGGUAAAGCUGCAGUUCGAUAAUAGCAGCCGCAGCAAUGCGCAGAAUGCUCCCUGGGUCAUGGUCGGUGGCUCAUACAGCGGUGCCUUGACGGCUUGGACCGAGUCUAUCGCGCCUGGAACGUUCUGGGCUUACCAUGCCACCAGUGCGCCUGUGGAGGCUAUCUAUGACUUUUGGCAAUACUUCUACCCCAUUCAGCAAGGCAUGGCACAGAACUGCAGCAAGGAUGUGUCUCUGGUAGCCGAGUAUGUCGACAAAAUCGGGAAGAAUGGAACUGCCAAGGAACAGCAGGAGCUCAAAGACCUGUUUGGCCUGGGAGCUGUUGAGCAUUACGAUGACUUUGCCGCUGUCCUGCCCAACGGACCGUACCUCUGGCAAGACAACGACUUUGUCACAGGAUACUCUUCCUUCUUCCAGUUCUGUGAUGCCGUCGAGGGUGUCGAAGCCGGCGCGGCAGUGACCCCCGGCCCCGAGGGCGUCGGACUUGAAAAGGCCCUGGCCAACUACGCAAACUGGUUCAAUUCAACCAUACUCCCUAACUACUGCGCAAGCUACGGCUACUGGACCGACGAAUGGAGCGUCGCCUGUUUCGACAGCUAUAAUGCCUCGAGCCCUAUCUUCACCGACACCUCCGUGGGUAACCCUGUCGACCGCCAAUGGGAAUGGUUCCUCUGCAACGAGCCUUUCUUCUGGUGGCAGGACGGUGCCCCCGAGGGAACCUCCACUAUUGUGCCCCGGCUCGUCAGCGCCUCCUACUGGCAACGCCAAUGCCCGCUCUACUUCCCUGAAGUGAACGGCUACACGUACGGUAGCGCGAAGGGUAAAAACUCCGCUACGGUGAACAGCUGGACGGGUGGAUGGGAUAUGACCCGCAACACGACGCGGUUGAUCUGGACGAAUGGGCAAUAUGACCCCUGGCGCGACUCCGGUGUGUCGAGCACUUUCCGGCCCGGUGGUCCGCUGGUUAGCACGGCGAAUGAACCCGUGCAGAUUAUUCCGGGCGGGUUCCAUUGCUCGGACUUGUAUAUGGAGGAUUAUUAUGCGAAUGAGGGUGUGAGAAAGGUGGUUGAUAAUGAGGUGAAGCAGAUUAAGGAGUGGGUGGAGGAGUAUUAUGCUUGAUGAAGAUACUGGUGGACAUAUAUGGAGUGUACAUAAAGAAAAUUGUCAUAAAGUGAUGAUGGGAGAUACGGCUAUGGCUGUUGAUUAGAUGGUUCUUUCGCGUUUCCUAAUUACUGAGCACGUGCUCCAUGGUAUGGGAAGUGGAGACGUUGCUAUAUAUAUUGACUGUCGAGC